This is a messenger RNA of Homo sapiens (human), 5116 nucleotides long. RefSeq names its product myotubularin related protein 12 (gene MTMR12). The coding region runs from base 102 to 2345 and encodes 747 amino acids. Gene Ontology annotation, cellular component: cytoplasm; sarcoplasmic reticulum; sarcomere. The record is from RefSeq and is marked reviewed. NCBI's taxonomy places the organism in Eukaryota, Metazoa, Chordata, Mammalia, Primates, Hominidae. The transcript is spliced from 16 exons.
GGAGCCCCAGCCGCUAGUGCUGGUGGCCGCCGCUGCUGCCCCAGCUGGAGCCCGAGCCGCCGCCUCUGCGUCCGCGCGUCGCUGCUUCCCAGGGCGGCGGUAUGCUGGGGAAAGGAGUAGUCGGCGGUGGCGGCGGCACCAAGGCCCCCAAGCCCUCCUUCGUGUCGUACGUACGCCCUGAGGAAAUUCACACAAACGAAAAGGAAGUAACAGAGAAGGAAGUAACUCUUCACUUGUUGCCAGGUGAACAGCUGCUUUGUGAAGCCAGCACAGUACUGAAGUAUGUCCAGGAAGAUUCCUGUCAGCAUGGGGUCUAUGGGAGGCUUGUCUGCACAGACUUCAAGAUUGCCUUCUUGGGUGAUGAUGAAUCUGCAUUGGAUAAUGAUGAAACUCAAUUUAAGAAUAAGGUUAUAGGAGAAAAUGACAUUACACUCCACUGUGUUGAUCAGAUUUAUGGAGUGUUUGAUGAGAAAAAGAAAACUCUCUUUGGACAACUGAAGAAAUACCCUGAGAAGCUCAUCAUCCACUGCAAAGACCUUCGAGUGUUCCAGUUUUGUCUGAGGUACACAAAGGAAGAGGAAGUCAAAAGGAUUGUCAGUGGCAUAAUUCAUCAUACCCAGGCUCCUAAACUGCUUAAACGAUUAUUUCUGUUUUCCUAUGCGACUGCUGCACAAAACAAUACAGUCACUGAUCCCAAGAACCAUACCGUAAUGUUUGACACACUUAAGGACUGGUGUUGGGAACUGGAACGGACCAAAGGCAACAUGAAGUACAAAGCAGUGAGUGUCAACGAAGGCUAUAAAGUCUGUGAGAGAUUGCCAGCAUACUUUGUUGUCCCCACCCCUCUUCCUGAAGAGAAUGUGCAGCGCUUUCAGGGUCAUGGCAUACCAAUAUGGUGUUGGUCCUGCCACAAUGGAAGUGCCCUUUUGAAAAUGUCAGCACUGCCCAAAGAACAGGAUGACGGCAUUUUACAAAUCCAAAAGAGCUUCUUAGAUGGAAUUUACAAGACCAUCCACAGGCCACCCUAUGAAAUUGUUAAAACGGAAGACCUGUCAAGCAACUUCCUGUCCCUGCAGGAAAUCCAGACUGCAUACUCUAAAUUUAAACAGCUAUUUCUGAUAGAUAACAGUACUGAAUUUUGGGACACAGAUAUAAAAUGGUUUUCUCUGUUGGAAAGUAGCAGCUGGCUUGACAUAAUCAGACGUUGCCUGAAAAAAGCAAUAGAGAUUACAGAAUGUAUGGAAGCACAAAACAUGAAUGUUCUUCUUUUAGAGGAGAAUGCAUCCGACCUCUGCUGUCUCAUUUCCUCUCUGGUGCAACUGAUGAUGGACCCCCACUGCAGAACCAGAAUUGGUUUCCAGAGCCUCAUCCAAAAGGAGUGGGUCAUGGGUGGCCACUGUUUCUUGGAUCGCUGCAACCAUCUCCGCCAGAACGACAAAGAGGAGGUUCCUGUGUUCCUGCUUUUCCUAGAUUGUGUCUGGCAGCUGGUGCACCAGCAUCCCCCGGCAUUUGAAUUCACAGAGACUUACCUGACUGUUUUGUCAGAUAGCCUGUAUAUACCUAUUUUUAGCACCUUCUUCUUCAAUUCACCUCAUCAAAAAGAUACUAACAUGGGUAGAGAAGGCCAGGAUACACAAAGCAAGCCUUUGAAUCUGCUCACCGUGUGGGAUUGGUCGGUGCAGUUUGAACCCAAAGCCCAGACAUUGCUCAAAAACCCUCUUUAUGUGGAAAAGCCAAAACUGGACAAAGGCCAACGGAAAGGAAUGCGCUUCAAACAUCAACGACAACUUUCUUUGCCACUUACACAAUCUAAGUCAUCUCCCAAAAGAGGAUUUUUCAGGGAAGAAACAGAUCAUUUAAUUAAAAACCUUCUGGGCAAGAGAAUUAGCAAACUUAUUAAUUCUUCUGAUGAGCUCCAAGACAACUUUCGAGAGUUCUAUGACAGCUGGCAUAGCAAGUCCACUGACUACCAUGGUUUGUUGUUACCGCAUAUCGAGGGGCCCGAAAUCAAAGUCUGGGCCCAGCGCUACCUACGUUGGAUUCCAGAAGCCCAAAUCCUAGGUGGUGGCCAAGUGGCCACUCUGAGCAAACUCUUGGAAAUGAUGGAGGAAGUCCAGAGUUUACAAGAGAAGAUCGACGAGAGACACCACAGCCAGCAGGCCCCCCAGGCUGAGGCCCCCUGCCUGCUGAGGAACUCUGCCCGCCUCUCGUCUUUGUUUCCUUUCGCUCUGCUCCAGCGACAUUCCUCUAAGCCCGUCUUACCCACCAGUGGCUGGAAAGCUUUGGGAGAUGAAGACGAUUUGGCCAAACGAGAAGAUGAGUUCGUGGACCUAGGGGAUGUGUGACCUGUUUGUUGAGUGAUUGUGAAAGAGGAAUGUGGGAGAUUGGGACAGCUGAUCCCUGGAUUUGUGUCACGCUACAGCUCAUGCUGGCUGGGUCCUUAGCCCGGCACUCCGUUAGAAUAAACCUGGGCCUUCGGGAAAAGAGGUGGCUCUCAUUAUUUUUCAUGAUUCUAAAAGACUAUGCAAUUAAAACCGCAUCUGUAGUAUUACUAAUUGGAAGGAAUUAUUACUUGACCCGUAAUAGGGUUGUGGCCGUUUUCUGAUGCCUAAGUAUUAUACAGAGCCCACAAUGGCCAGUUUACUACCAGAAAGGGCUUCAGUAAGAUAUUCUUGGACUUGAUACUUUCUUCAGAUCCUCUUUGUGCCAAGAUAAUUUAUCCAGUCAUUGGGAAUAGUAAGUUUCUGUGUAACCCAUCUCAAUUAUAGAAGCAAGUUCAGCUUUAUGUAUUUGUAUGGGGAGUUGAAGAUUCAGAUAGAGGUAUUAAGAUGUGUGGCAUUUACUUAAACCAUCACAUUUUUUUCUUUCUACGCCCCCUUGCCUGUAAAACACCUGGGAAGUUCCACUGGUGUCAUCCAUCCUGAUGCUUCAGACCACCCUCCCUUCUUCACAGACCGUGUCACUUUGCCUGUGGGUGGGGGCUAGCCAGCCACCACCCUCUUUUCUGUGCUGCCAGCCCCAGGUCUUCCUCCGCCUGCUCCACACCACUCGCCGCUGUCCCUCUGCACUCCCUGCCUUGGUGCGUGUAGUCCCAGUGUCUCACUGCCAAACCUCUUGGUUACGCUGCGGGGAUCUGUUUCUUUGCCUGAGAUCCUUCCUGAGGAGCGUCCAUUCCUCUGGAGUCUCUCCUUGUUUGGAACAAAUCGCUUCGCCUUUUUCUACUUGCCUGCUGAAGCUUUGGAGCACUUGUGAUUGCAGUUUUCUGCCGCAACCCCUGAGCCGAGUUCCUCACAUUCUUUUACCUUUAUGGACUGAUGGGAUUGGGUCACUUUUGAAUGUGGCUUUCAUAGGAAAGCAGCUUAAACAUAAAUAUCAGAAGUGAUGAUUAUCAUAUGAUACCUCAGUGAUUUUAAAAGCCAUAGAAGAAACUUGACUAUGCCUGGUCACCUUCUUGGAUCUGCUGUCUAAAUGAUAUAUAUAUGAUAUAUAUGUGAUAUAUAUAUAUCAUAUAUAUGAUAUAUAUAUAUAUAUCACAUAUAUAUGAUAUAUAUAUGAUAUAUAUAUAUCACAUAUAUAUGAUAUAUAUAUCAUAUAUAUGAUAUAUAUUUUUUUUAAUGCAGGAAAGUAUACUUUGUAAGGAGCAGAUUUUUUUGUUCUCAGUGGAACCCUGUCAAAUCGCAUAAAAGAGGAAAAAAACAAAACUCAUUAGAAUGUUUUAAAUUGAAUGUUCGCCUUUUACAUAUAUUUGCUCUUCAGUAUGGAUCCCAAUUUGAAUGUUACAUGUUCGGAAAAACUUUCAGUUGCUCAAGGGCAAUAAGAAAAUUUGAGGCCGGGUGUGGUGGCUCACGCCUGUAAUCCCAGCACUUUGGGAGGCUCAGGUGGGCGAAUUGCUUGAGCCCAGGAGUUCGAGACCAGCCGGGGCAACAUGGCAAAACCCUGUCUCUACUAAAAAUACAAAAAUUAGCUGGGUGUGGUGGUGCAUGCCUGUAGUCCCAGCUACUCGGGAGGCUGAGGUGGGAGGAUCCCGUGAGCCUGGGAGGUGGAGUUUGCAGUGAGCUAAGAUCGUGCCACUGCACUCCGGCCUGGGUGAUGGAGCAAGACCUCGUCUCAGAAAAUUGGAAACUAUUGACUAAGAGAAGUUUCUAGGUUUGCACUGAAUUGUCUUUUGUACAUACAGUGAAUUGUUUUGCUGUUCUCCCCACUCCAUAUUAAUGCAGGAGCCAGGUUGGUCUGUUAGGAUGAACAAAGGUUGAGGGGAGGGCAGGAUUCGUGCAUCUGGGGGCCAAACACAUGUUCCGUCUUGAUUGCCUUAAGAGUUACUAGCGAGGUCAGUGUUAGGCUUGCAAUAGGGAUUUUAAAAUACACUAACUAGUUCCUUAGCUACCUUCACAUACAUUCUAUAGGCCUUCUUAAAUUAGCACUAACCUCCACUUCCUUCUCUGCCCCAUUGCCUCCCAAAUAUGCUAUGGAGCUAUUUUUGUUACCACGUUAUAACGUGAAUAUUUAUACAGUAGCCUCUUCAGGCUUUGUAAUUUUCAUUCCAAAAAUGCCCGGUGUGAUGCUUUACACUCUACAAAGUAUGGUUUAAAGGCACAAGGUCAUGGCCUUUGUCAUAGCAGUUGAAUGUGCAUUGACAUAUUUUUCUAUGAUUUUUUAAAAUUACAAUAGAAAAAUAAGCUGUUGUAACGUGUAAGGUCAUGACAAUUUUUGUAUUUAUAUUUGAAAUCAGAUUUCUAUAACUCGUAUUUGUGUACAGAAUUCUCAAUGGAUUUAUAUAUUGUGAAAUUUUUAUCUGAGAUUGGGAUGUGGAUUAUGCUUAACAGUGAGAGCUGAAAUGAGACCAUUUACUUUGUUUAAAAUGCUGUACUGUGCAAGUUUGGAAAUGUAAAUUAAUUUACUGUAUAUAAUAUCUUGAGUUUGUUUAUACCUCCAAGUUUUUACACUGAAGAUAAACUAGCUUUAAUUCAAAACUUUUUUUUUCUUUAUAAGGGAAUAAGCUGUUGAGCUAAACCUGUAUACUUGUGCUUUUUAUUUUCUGGAUGCACAAUGAAAGUUUAUACUUGUAUCUCACUGCAUCAUAUCUGAUUGCAGAAAUUAAAGCACAAUUUACAAGCAA